Molecule: messenger RNA, 1029 nt
Organism: Hydatigera taeniaeformis
Lineage: Eukaryota; Metazoa; Platyhelminthes; Cestoda; Cyclophyllidea; Taeniidae
Source: the annotation of a GenBank genome assembly
AUGCUGGUCGGACGAACUUGCCUCUGCAUCGCUCUCCUUCUCCUCACCUCAGCAGUCGCGAGUCGACCCUUUCUACAAAGCCUUUGGAGGAUCUGGAAAGUGGUCUACAAGAGGGCCUAUCCCACGUUGCAAGAGGAGCACCUACGAAUGCGCAUCUUCAGCUCCAAUUAUAUGUUCAUCCGAUGGCACAAUGAGCGCUAUUAUCUCGGACUGGAGACAUACUCCACCGCACUCAACGCCUUUGCUGAUCUCACAUUGAAGGAAUAUGCAGACAAGUACCUCACUCUCAACAAGGCCAUGCUGGAGACCUAUCUGUGGAACUACGCCCCGAGGAAUGAGUAUGUGGCGCAGCCUAGUCAACUACAUGAACCAGAUGCAGUUGAUUGGCGAAAGGAGGGCCUUGUGACACCUGUUAAGGAUCAGGGAGAGUGUGGUUCUUGUUGGGCCUUUUCUGCCACUGGUGCCUUGGAGGGUCAGUUGAUGAAGAAAAACGGGGAGCUUAUCAGUCUGUCCGAACAACAAUUGGUUGACUGUGGCGGCACCACAGGCAAUAUGGGAUGCAAUGGUGGUUGGCCGAACAGAGCCUUCCUUUACUGGAUGCGAAAUGGAGCGGAAAGUGAAAGCGAUUAUCCAUACACUGCCGAAGAUGGUGAAUGCCAAUUCAACCGCUCUAAAGUAGUAACAAAUGUGGCAUUCUAUGCCAACGUGCCGAGAAGGAGAGAAGACAAACUGAAACUGAGUGUUGCAAGCGUGGGUCCUGUGGCUGUUGCCAUCGACGCAAGUUCUCAAGGUUUCAUGUUCUACAAGAAGGGCGUCUUCCAAGACCUCACCUGCUCUGAGGAUGCAGUAAAUCACGCCGUACUGGUGGUUGGUUACGAUGCCAACUUCGCUAAACAAAAGUACUGGAUCGUAAAAAAUAGCUGGGGAGAGCGAUGGGGACAGAAGGGCUACAUUUGGAUGGCCAGAGACAUGGGCAAUAUGUGUGGAAUUGCCUCAUACGCUACCUACCCUCUACUCUCGCAUGCAUGA